UAGAUUCGAUUUUCAAUGGUCCUAGUGCACGAGGCCCAAUUAUUUUUGGUCCUCAACCGACAUAACCCAAAACCCGAAGGCUUUUUUCGUAUAUAUAUCGAAACCAAAACUAUUUUCUCUGUACACUUUACUCCUCUCUAUUUCCUCAGACUUAUCCGAAUCCCUAUAGGUUUCUCCCUUUUCAUCUCUCAAAACCCUAAAUUUUCAGAUCCCUUUGCCGAGGCAAAUGCUGAUAAUUCUGGAGCUGGGACAAAAGAUUAUGUACACAUUCGCAUACAGCAGAGAAAUGGUCGGAAAAGCCUGACAACUGUGCAAGGAUUGAAGAAAGAAUUCAGCUACAAUAAAAUACUGAAGGACCUUAAGAAAGAGUUUUGCUGCAAUGGUACUGUUGUCCAGGAUCCAGAACUAGGCCAGGUUAUUCAACUCCAGGGUGAUCAGAGGAAGAACGUUUCUACGUUUCUUGUCCAGGCUGGAAUCGUGAAGAAAGAACACAUCAAAAUUCAUGGUUUCUGAUUCCCAUAAUCAAUCAUCGCAAAGUUCUUAUAUUUGUCGUGUCCGUGUGCAGAAAAUGCUAUCCAAGUUAAGUUAUAAUAAAGUUUACUAGUACUUUAUCCAGCCCAAAAGGAAAAAGGACUUCGUAGUGUUUAGCUUUCUGCUGGUUUGAUAUAUAGUAGCUAUGGAUGAUGAUGUAUUUUCUAGAACAAUCGUUGUGCGUGCAAAUAGAACUUACUGGCUUUAUCAUCUUUCA
Messenger RNA from Solanum dulcamara, 748 nucleotides. RefSeq names its product protein translation factor SUI1 homolog. Bases 16 to 513 code for a protein of 165 amino acids. Gene Ontology annotation, molecular function: translation initiation factor activity; RNA binding. The transcript is spliced from 4 exons. NCBI's taxonomy places the organism in Eukaryota, Viridiplantae, Streptophyta, Magnoliopsida, Solanales, Solanaceae. Gene Ontology annotation, biological process: translational initiation. The record is from RefSeq and is a predicted model, not a curated record.